This is a messenger RNA of Delphinapterus leucas (beluga whale), 1590 nucleotides long. RefSeq names its product dynein regulatory complex subunit 8 (gene DRC8). Gene Ontology annotation, molecular function: calcium ion binding. The record is from RefSeq and is a predicted model, not a curated record. Lineage: Eukaryota; Metazoa; Chordata; Mammalia; Artiodactyla; Monodontidae. Gene Ontology annotation, cellular component: sperm principal piece.
AGUCCCCGUCUCUGGGAGCGAGCGGCGAGCACUGGACGGGAGAAAACGGGGGGCCAGAGGUGGGGCAGGUCCGGCCUCUCCGCGGGGUGUGGACGGGAAGAAGAGGAGGUGGGAUUGCCGGUUGGUUCUGUCACCCCGGAGCCGAGUUCUGCACCCAUCUCUCCAAUUGCGUUUUAAAAUAUGCAGUAAAAAAAAAUCGAGCAACGCCACAUCCUACAAACUGGAGGGGAGGGGGAGAGCAUUGUGUCCCCAAACGGAUCAUAAACAAGGGAAAGGAGGGGUUCGGAACUUUAUUAUUAAAUACUUCACGCCAGAAAAACCAGGUCUCAGGCCUCGGUACUGAAGGGAUAGGCUGAAGCCCCGGACGCGGCUCAGUGGUCGCGGGCGGCGGGUCCGGGCUUCCGGUCUCCCGGGCGCCAGAGGGUCAUGGCGGGAAGGGGGAGGGCGCGCGCUCCAAGCUUUCCCUCCCCCACCCACACCCAGGGUCUUCUUCCUUCGGGAUUCGGAGCCGCCUAUCCUCCAGGGCCGACUAGCCGCAGGGCUGCAGGGGUCCAGGACGCCGCGACAUAGCUUAGCGACAGCGCUCUCCCCGGCGACGGCGCCGCAACAAGAUGGCGGACGACAGAGACAGGGAAGGCGCAGAGAUAGCAGUAGCAGAAUUUCACAAAAAAAUCAAAGAAGCUUUUGAAGUAUUUGACCAUGAGUCAAAUAAUACAGUGGAUGUGAGAGAGAUCGGAACAAUUAUCAGGUCAUUAGGAUGCUGCCCUAGUGAAGGAGAGCUACAUGAUCUGAUUGCAGAGGUGGAGGAAGAAGAACCCACUGGAUACAUUCGAUUUGAAAAAUUUCUCCCAGUGAUGACUGAAGUACUACUGGAAAGAAGAUAUAGACCAAUUCCAGAAGAUACCCUUCAUCGAGCUUUUGAGGUGUUAGAUCCAGCUAAACGUGGAUUUCUUUCUAAGGAAGAAUUGAUCAAGUAUAUGACUGAAGAAGGUGAGCCUUUUUCUCAGGAGGAAAUGGAAGAAAUGUUGUCUGCUGCAAUUGAUCCAGAAUCGAAUUCAAUUCAUUACAAGGACUAUAUAACAAUGAUGGUGAUAGAUGAAAAUUAAACACUCUACAGACUUCAUUUCUAAUUGAAAGAUCAUUUUAAGAAUUGCUUGUCCUUGUUAAUUUCACAUUUUAUUUUAUAAUUCCUACAUAGUGCUAAUUAAUGCCUUGUGACAACUAUUUCAAGAUAUUUUGUUUUUUAAAGGUGAUCAUAACAGUGUAAAACACAAAUUUAUUUAGUAUGUCUAGCCCUAUGGAAUGACAAACUGCUAAUUAUUUUAAAACUAUUCUUAAAAUAUUUAACAUUAUCCAUGGAUUGUUACUAAUUUUCUACAAUAAAACCCAGGUUACUUUCAAAUUAAUUAAGCUGACAAAAUGAAGAAUGAUUAGAAUGACCCAAAGUUUUGCAUGUAAAGAUCUUGGGUUGGGGCAGAAUGACCAUAAGUUGAAAAUGAGUAGUAAUGUGAUGACAGCUUCUUUUUAAAACAGCGAACACUUCAGCAAUCAGAAUGUGGAAGGAAAGUCAUCGAAGCGGAUAUUAAUAAU